GCGGAGCGGCGGCAGAGCCGGAGCGGUAUGUGGGCGCUCGGACGCCGCGCUGCAGUGGGUCUGCUGCCACGGGCGGCGUCCGGGGCCUCGGCCUCGGUCGGGAUCCCGCGCGGGAGGGAGCCGAUCGGAGCGUGCGGCCACCGAGGCCUGCAGGUCACAACCAACGCGGCCUCCGCCGGCCGCCACUCGAGUCUGAGCCCCCACUACCUCGAUCAGAUUCUGAACAUCAAGAAGCAGAGUGUCUGUGUGGUACAUCUGAGGAACUCGGGAACUUUGGACAACACAGGCUCUCUAGACGAGACAGCUUAUGAAAGACUUGCAGAAGAGACACUGGACGCCCUGGCAGAGUUCUUUGAAGACUUGGCAGACAAGCCCUAUACCCUGAAGGACUACGAUGUCUCCUUUGGGGGCGGCGUGCUAACCGUUAAGCUGGGUGGGGAUCUAGGGACCUACGUGAUCAAUAAGCAGACCCCAAACAAGCAGAUCUGGUUAUCGUCUCCCUCCAGUGGCCCCAAGCGCUAUGACUGGACGGGGAAGAACUGGGUGUACUCCCAUGACGGCAUGUCCCUGCAUGAGCUGCUGGCCAGGGAGCUGACGGAAGCCUUCAACACCAAACUGGACUUGUCUUCCUUGGCCUACUCUGGAAAAGCCUCUUGAGCACCUGCCAGAUCCAAAGACAUUAAAGCUCUCGGGCCAGGACCCCAGCUUCCUUCUGUGGCUGAGUGCCUGGUGUCCGUGCCUGCUUCUGAGGACAGUCACACUGUGUGUGACAGAUCUGUGAAAAAAAGUGUGUUACCUCCCACCCUGUCCCCAGAUCUGGCUCUUCCUUUCUACAGAGGUUUGUUAGGAUGGACUCGUUUCUCCCCGUGCGGCCCCAGGUCUGUUAGAAUGCCUUACACCAUGUGUGCACGAGCCUCGGGAAAAGGGCUGCUAGGGUGAGCAAGCAAGUUGUCCCCACUCUCCAGUUCUUUGAAGGGUUCAUUGUAAAAGCUUCGUGAAGAGCCAUAGGCCCACCCGCCUUUGUGUCUGAAAUGACAUUGUAAGGAGUAGCUUCCAAUUGUCACUCCAAGUGUGUACAUUUCAGAGCCUUUUAUCAGCUACAUGUCUAAAGGAACCAUCUUAAAACACCCGUUUGUGCUCUGCGGCCUAUACUGGGCACCAGGACCUGUGCUCUGUGGCCUAUACUGGGCACCCAGGACCUGUGCUCUGUGGCCUAUACUGGGCACCCAGGACCUGUGCUCUGUGGCCUAUACUGGACACCCAGGACCUGUGCUUUGUGGCCUAUACUGGACACCCAGGACCUGUGCUUUGUGGCCUAUACUGGACACCAGGACCUGUGCUCUGUGGCCUAUACUGGGCACCCAGGACCUGUGCUCUGUAGCCUAUGCUGGACACCCAGGACCUGUGCUUUGUGGUCUAUACUGGACACCAGGACCUGUGCAUUGUGGCCUAUACUGGGCACCCAGGACCUGUGCUCUGUCACCUAUACUGGACAUCCAGGACCCACGUGUUAUGUCUUUAUGUUUCAUAGACAAGGGUCAUUACAGAGUCAGCAGCUACAACAUGGACCUGAGAUGUCUUUUUAAAAAUUGAAAAUUGGACUAGAGGGCUCACUUAGUCCACAAAGUACUUACACACAAACAUGAAGACUCAGGUUUGAUCCUGGGAACCCACAUUAAAAAA
This is a messenger RNA of Onychomys torridus (southern grasshopper mouse), 1683 nucleotides long. It is a transcript of the gene Fxn, whose product is annotated as frataxin. Gene Ontology annotation, cellular component: mitochondrion. Gene Ontology annotation, molecular function: iron chaperone activity; ferroxidase activity; ferrous iron binding. Lineage: Eukaryota; Metazoa; Chordata; Mammalia; Rodentia; Cricetidae. Gene Ontology annotation, biological process: iron incorporation into metallo-sulfur cluster; intracellular iron ion homeostasis. The record is from RefSeq and is a predicted model, not a curated record. The transcript is spliced from 5 exons. The coding region runs from base 28 to 657 and encodes 209 amino acids.